AUGGGGUUUUGGCCGCGUUCCUUACUUGCCAGAGACUAUGAGGUACCGAAGCGUCCCAUUUUCCACCUCGAAGGAUGGGAUGUGGUUCAGGGAACAGACGCAGCCACUUACGUUUCGGGUGUUGUGCCCGACGGCGUUAUGUACGGUACCAACGGGUGUUUAGGCGUACGGCAUCAUUGUGAGUCGGAAACGGUAGGGUACCGAACAAGUCUUUACAUGAACGGCGUCUACCACAGUGCUCCCCUUAACGCGUACGUUGACAGUGAAGCGCUGCCAGAAGAGAUUCAAGUUGGUGCCACCGUAUGUGAAGUGACUCUCGACUGCUUCAUUGAUGGAGAGUCUGGGACCCUUGGCGAGGCACCAUCGCAGAGGUUGAACUUGCGAGACGCCACGUAUUCUAGCACCAGCGUGGAUGUUGUCAGCGGUGACGGUGGGCUUACUUUUGACUCCACAUAUCGCCAGGUUGUAUCUUUGAACGAGUUGGACCUCUGGUGCGCUGAGACUGUAUGCACCAACUUUUCCAUCGACGCCUUGUCGAGUGGAACAGAUUUUGCUUCACAAAACAAUUCCGAGUCCUCAGCAAAACACAUCGAAGAGGACAUGUACAGCACUGAGUCCUCUACUUAUUCUGUUGUUUUUAUCGUUUCUGUUACUGUAUCGCUGGAUGACUGGUAUCUUGUGGGUGGUGACUCCACGGAAAAACUGCUCAUCGAAUCCACCACGUCCGGCAUAUUGGUAGGCACUGAAACGGAAGCCUCAUGCACAGUAGAAUGCGGCGACCGAACAUACAAGAUAGUCCCGGAGCAACAAGUGAGAAAUGUUCCGGAGGACUUUUAUACGCCCCACCGUGAUUGCGGCUUCUCCCAUGCAGCGUACGUAAGCGAAAGCGAGAGUGAGCACCCACACUCUUCCCGUGCCGCUUGGAGAGGCACCUCCGGCUCGCGGGGUCGUGUAUGCUUCCAAAAACAGUUCCCCUAUACAAUUACCCCCGACAACGUGCCUCAAAAGGUAACGUUGAGCUUUCAUGCACGACAUCACAAUGGGGGGCUUCCACUUUCGCGGCCGUUUCCGUCUUUUGCGGAUGUCGUGGCCGAGCAACGUCUCGUGUUGGACAAUUUCUGGAGUACCUUUUGGAUUGAUAUCCAGCGACAGGACGAACUGCCGCCUAAUCGCAUGAAACUUGGCCUAAUAUUUAAUUCGUUUCGGUUGUUCUGUGUUUCUCGCAACCUGCAAAACGGCCUGCCACAGGCUGGCUGCUCAACAACUAAGAGUAAUUUGCUGUAUGACCUCCAACAGUACGUUUACCAUGGCAUCUACUAUAUUCUCACGUCGCCAUCAAGUGCGCUUGCGCUCCUUCGCAGCCUCUAUUGUAUGCUUUCUCAGGCUCGAAUGAACGCCCUUCGUCUAUCGCUUGAACACGGCGCCGUAUACCCACGCAGAACGAUCACAGGGACGGAGUGUUGGCAUUGUAGUACCCUCAACAACGCCCGGUUUCACGUCAAUGCUGAGGUGGGCUAUAUAAUAAAUAUGUAUUUUUCUGCCGUGGAAAGCAUUGCCACGAGCGAUCGCUUGUGGCUGUUGGAGCUCAUGUUAGAGACAGCACGUGUUUGGUCGCAAGUUGGGGAGUGGGUGGAAAAUGAAGGUGUGUUUCGUUUGGACAAUAUUGCCGGCCCGGAUGAGUACAACGGUAACGCGGCAGGGAACUUUUACGUUCACCUCUCGGCAAAGCUACAUUUGAGAAAUGCUUACAAUCUUUACGAGGAACAACAAAAAAUCGUUGGUGAUGAAGCUAUAUUUUGUCUGCUGCAGGGAAUUAACAUGGACAUAUCGGAACUUGAAAACUUCAGGACCAUCUCCAACGAGAUUGUUGUGCGACGUGACAACCACCUUGAUGUUUUUUUGGUGCAUGAUCACUUUGACACACUGAAAGAAUGGAAGGGGGAGCGUCCAAAGCACCCCUUGUCCAUGAACUACCACCCUCUUGCAAUAUACCGUCAUAAAGUUGUGAAUAUUCCCGAAGUCCUUCUCGGCAUGUUGUUGUACCCAGCCGAGUUUGAGCGAAAGGAUUUGCUGCAGAACUUGUCCUACUACGCCCCGCUCUGCACGCAUGACUCGGCGGAGUCAUUGGCUAUUGUUGCGUGUGUGGAGUUCCGAGCGAACGGUCGCUUCACUCACGGCAUGCCGCUACUAUGUUCAUUGGCUAGCUUGGAUUUAGAUAACAUCAUUUACGCUGCCGACGAAGGACUUGAUUUUGGUGCCAUGUCCGCAACGUGGAUUGCCGUUGUCAUGGGUAUUGGUGGUGUUAAGAUCACGUCUCGUAGUCUGCAUUUAGACCCUUCCUUUCCCGCUGGGUUGAGUGUACUUAGUUUCACUCUGCACUGGCGUGGGGCGACCCUGCGGACGCGUGUAGAGAAGGACUGCAUAACGUAUGACCUGAUGGCAGGGGAUAGCAUACGAUUUAUUCAUGCCAGCAGACAUCGCAUCCAUUUGCAUUCCGGAUGCAGGCAGAGCGUCGCCCGCAAGCAAGUCGCUAUACCGCAGCCCAUGAGCAGCAUGCAUGGGGAAUUUGCCGGUGCCAUUUUUUUGUGCGAGACGCUUUUUGACAGCGUCAUGGAGAUGAACUUCAUUGCGUGGGGCAAGACGCUGGAGUCACUCUAUGAGAACUAUCGGGCGCUGCACCUCCGCCACAUCCCACCGCUCACAGCGGAAGAGUUCGUCGAUAAAGUUAUUUAUCAGGCAGAGCACCGUGAGAUUGCCUUCAGUGGGAUUCACAAUGUGCUACUGGACCGUGGAAUAGACCUCCCACUCGGUUCACCCGACGAUGCCGAAAUUGUAGAGACGCGUUAUGGUUUAGCCAACGCCAAGGUGGCAGAGUUGGAGGAGAUGUGGUCUCGCGAGGCACCGUGUGUGAAUCCAGCGAUGCGGGCAUUGCUGCGCGAUUUGGAGGAUAAUGGAAUACCGCUUGCGCUUGUGUCGUACAGUCGAACCCUUAAGACACUGAUGCAGUAUCAUCCAGAGGAGGCACUGCGUUUCCUCACGGCUAUUGAUGGCGAUGAGGCGCAUGAGCGGCACAUCAAGAGCCGACCGCAUCUCGACAUUUUCGUUCGUGCAGCCGAAAAGAUCCACGUGGAGCCGAGUCGUUGUCUGAUCUUCUCUUCUCACAUCGACAGUAACUUCAAAGUGUCGGAGCUCUCUUACUUCCGCAUGGUGUUUGAUGUGGAGGAUCCCUUUGCGGCGCGGGUGCGGGGAUCCAAAACCUGCGAGUAUCCCUCCAUGCUGAGGCCCGCAGCGGCUGAUGGGGAUGUGCGGCCACUUGUGAUUAACUUGAAGCGGGAUAAGUUUCCCACAACUGUAGACGGGUUGGAAAGCAUUUUAUGCGGCCCAGUGGCGUCGGGUUCUGAUCUCGCCGCUGCGGGCGAUGCUCCGCCAAGUGAUCCCUGCAGUUAA
Molecule: messenger RNA, 3447 nt
Organism: Trypanosoma brucei brucei TREU927
Lineage: Eukaryota; Euglenozoa; Kinetoplastea; Trypanosomatida; Trypanosomatidae
Exons: 1
Coding region: 1-3447 (1148 amino acids)
Biological process (GO): carbohydrate metabolic process
Molecular function (GO): catalytic activity
Source: RefSeq, a predicted model, not a curated record